Messenger RNA from Coregonus clupeaformis (lake whitefish), 4398 nucleotides. RefSeq names its product catenin delta-2-like. The transcript has 25 exons. Gene Ontology annotation, biological process: cell-cell junction assembly; dendritic spine morphogenesis; cell-cell adhesion. NCBI's taxonomy places the organism in Eukaryota, Metazoa, Chordata, Actinopteri, Salmoniformes, Salmonidae. Bases 274 to 4140 code for a protein of 1288 amino acids. The record is from RefSeq and is a predicted model, not a curated record. Gene Ontology annotation, cellular component: plasma membrane; postsynaptic density; nucleus. Gene Ontology annotation, molecular function: cadherin binding.
UCUUGCCUCCCGUCGCUGUGCUUCGCUCCAGUCUUAUUGCUUUGUAGUCUAACACCGCUUCGCCGCCUCCUCCUUUCCUCCUCUCCUCGCCAAUGCCUCUGCCUCUCCCUCUCCCUGCCAGCAUCUAGCGAAUGGUCCACCCCCUGACCACCUGCAGGGAACAGUGAGAGAGUGGCUCCGUUCUGAACACACUGCGGACUGCUGAAAGCUGCCAAAGGAAGACGUGGAUAUAAGUGUCGUUGUUGACGUUACCGGGAAUUUUAUUUUGGAAGUAUGCCGGUGCCUGACCAGCCGUCAGAGCAGGGAGCCAGUCUGUUGAGUCCAGGUCUACCGUCAUCUAAUGGAGACGGAUCAGACGGGACAGAGACCACCUCCGCCAUCCUGGCCUCUGUCAAAGAACAGGAGUUGCAGUUUGAGAGGCUGACCCGUGAGCUGGAGGCAGAGAGACAGAUUGUAUCCACCCAGCUGGAGAGAUGCAAGCUGGGCUCUGAGACCGGUGGAAGUAUGAGCAGCAUCAGUUCGGCAGAUGAGCAGUUUCGCUGGAACACCCAAGCGGACGGCCAGAAGGACAUAGAGGAUGAGCUGACCACAGGACUGGAGCUGGUCGACUCCUGCAUCAGAUCACUGCAGGAGUCCGGAAUACUGAACCCACAUGAAUACAACACAGGAGAACGUCCCUCUCUUCUUUCCCAGAGUUCUUUGCAGCUUAACUCCACCCCGGAGGCUUCACUCCAGUACUCCGCCAGCUACCAUAGCAACCAGACCCUCGCCCUUAGCGACAGCGCUGCCGCGGGAACCCCACAGCGCAGCGGACAGGUCGGUGGGGCCGUGCACAGCUACAACCAGGUGACGUCUAGUCGUGCAGCUCAGCAGAGACAGCAGGCAGGGGGAGGUAGUGGAGGAGACUCCUUCUCUCAGAGCCAUGGCAGUGCUUUCCACCUACCUGAUGCACCGCAGACCACUGCCGGUCACUACUACCCAAGUUCCACCCUGCCUGCCCAGCGUGUGAGUUCCCCUCUGACCGGAGGAGCAGGAGGAGGUGGAGGGUCUGGUUCCCCCAGCAAGCUCCAGCGCCUGGGUCCAGCCUCAGACACACCAGGCUACGCUACCACCCAGCGCCUGGGUCCAGCUUCAGACACACCAGGCUACGCUACCACCCAGCGCCUGGGUCCAGCUUCAGACACACCAGGCUACGCUACCACCCAGCGCCUGGGUCCAGCUUCAGACACACCAGGCUAUGCUACCUCCCAGCGCCUGGGUCCAGCCUCAUCAUCAUCCUCACCCAACAAACAGUCCCCCGCCAACCGACUCGCCAAGUCUUACAGCACCUCUGUUUCCGUGACGACGACAGGAGGCAGCGGGUCUCUGUUGAGGGUGGGGUCUCCACCAAAUGCCAUAGCAACAGUUGCUGGGGGAGGGGCUAGCGCUUCAUCAUCCCCCCUACACCAGAUGAGUUCGGGUAUCGGGAGCUACGCCACUCUGUCUCCUAAACGACUGGCUGCUCACCACGCCUCCGACCAGUACAAGAUAUCACACGAGCUCUACACCACUGCUACACUACAGAGGCCUGGCUCCAGGGGUUCCUACAGUAGCCAGCAUAGCCACUGUGGUUCCAUAGAGCCCACCUAUGAGGACAGAUUCAACCUCUACCACAAAGGACCUAUGAAGGGACUGGGAAACAACACUGCCCCAUCCUCCCCCGGUGUCGACUCCGCCUCUUUACAGCGAGCAGGCAGCCACUGCGCCGGGGGAAGCAGCCACAGCGCCGGGGGAAGCUACGGUCGUGGGGGUGCCAAUAACUACGCUACUGUGGGCCCAGGAUAUACAGCAGAGGCCUAUGCUACAGACCCCUACACUGCAGACCCCUACCGUACACUGCAGUACUGCCCAUCUGUAGAGUCUCCUUACAGCAAGUCUGGACCAGCCCUGCCACCUGAAGGCACGCUGGCACGAUCACCAUCUAUAGACUCCAUACAGAAAGACCCAAGGGAGUUUGGAUGGAGGGAUCCAGAGUUGCCUGAGGUGAUUCAGAUGCUACAGCAUCAGUUCCCUUCAGUCCAGUCCAACGCUGCAGCCUACCUCCAACACCUCUGCUUCGGAGACAACAAGAUCAAAUCAGAGAUUCGUCGUCAGGGUGGGAUCCAGCUGCUGGUAGACCUGUUGGACCACCGUCUGAGUGAGGUCCACCGCAGUGCCUGUGGAGCCCUGAGGAACCUGGUCUACGGCAAGGCCAACGACGACAACAAGAUCACCCUGAAGAACUGUGGGGGCAUACCUGCCCUGGUUCGCCUGCUACGCAAGACUGGAGACGUGGAGAUACGAGAACUGGUCACAGGUGUGUUGUGGAACCUGUCGUCAUGUGAUGCCCUGAAGAUGCCAAUCAUCCAGGAUGCGUUGGCCGUUCUGACCAAUAGCGUCAUCAUCCCCAACUCCUCCUCCUGGGACUCCUCCCACAAUCUCCAUGACGACCGCAAGCAACACACACACACUUCCCAGGUGCUUCGCAAUGCCACCGGCUGCCUCAGGAAUGUGAGCUCUGCUGGAGAGGAGGCCAGGAGGAGGAUGAGAGAGUGUGACGGACUGACAGAUGCUCUCCUCUACGUCAUACAGACCGCUUUGGGCAGCAACGACAUUGACAGCAAGACCAUAGAGAACUGUGUGUGUAUCCUGCGUAACCUGUCCUACCGACUGGCAGCGGAGACGUCUCAGGGCCAGCAGCUUGGUUCAGAGGAGCUGGACGGUCUGCUAUGUGACGCCAACGGACGUGACGGAGAGACCUCAGGCUGCUGGGGCAAGAAGAAGAAGAAGAAGAAGGGUCAGGAUCAGUGGGACGGUGUAGGUCCUCUCCCAGACUCAGCUGACCCUCCUAAAGGAGUCCAGAUGUUAUGGCACCCGUCCAUAGUGAAGCCCUACCUCACCCUGCUGUCAGAGUGCUCCAACCCUGAUACACUGGAGGGAGCAGCAGGCGCACUGCAGAACCUGGCUGCAGGCAGCUGGAAGUGGUCAGUGUAUAUCCGGGCAGCGGUGCGUAAAGAGAAGGGUCUUCCUAUCCUGGUGGAGUUGUUGAGGAUAGACAAUGACCGUGUGGUGUGUGCCGUGGCCACCGCACUCAGGAAUAUGGCCCUGGACGUCAGAAACAAAGAACUGAUAGGUAAAUACGCCAUGCGUGACCUUGUCCACCGGUUACCGGGCAGCAGCAAUAGCAGUACUGGGGGCAGCGGUGGGACUAGCAGCGGUACCGGGGCUCCAGUAGCACCCAGCAAGAUCAUGUCAGACGAUACAGUAACGGCUAUCUGCUGCGCUCUGCAUGAGGUCAUGACUAAGAACAUGGAGAAUGCCAAAGCACUGAGAGACGCCGGCGGGAUAGAGAAACUCAUCGGCAUCGCUCGCAGCAAAGGAGACAAACACUCAGCCAAGGUGGUGAAGGCAGCCUCUCAGGUGCUCAGCAGUAUGUGGCAGUACAGAGACCUACGCAGCCUCUACAAGAAGGAUGGAUACUCUCAGUAUCACUUUGUUGGUUCUGCCUCUACGAUAGAGCGAGACAGACAGAGACCCUACUCCUCCUCUCGUACCCCCUCUGUGUCCCCCGUACGAACCUCACCCAACAACCGCUCAGUUAGCGCCCCGGCCUCUCCCAGAGAGAUGAUGAGUAUGAAGGAACGCAAGGCCGAAUACGACUCCACGGCAACCAACGCAGGUUUCCACGACAACAAAGGAGAACACACAUCCCGAAAAGAAACAAUGGCAGUCAAAAUCUCCUGUGGAACAUCCACGUUGUUCCGGAACUCUUAUGUUACUGCUAAUGACGAGAUCAAACACAACCAGAUCCCUCCCCAGCCCACGGCCCCGCAGGCAGACUGCUCCUCUACACCUCUAAAAGACUACGACACGUUCCCUCCAUCCCUUCCUCCAUCCUUCCCUCCUCCGCAGAACCCCGGCCGCAUGCUGGACGACUCCUUCUUCGAGCCUCCGGACCAGCCCCUCCCCCAGCCCCCGUCUCAGGCCGCCACGGACCUCCGGAUGCACCUGGGCCUUAAGUCCACUGGCAACUAUGUGGACUUCUACUCUGCAUCCCGGCCCUACUCCGAACUCAACUACGAGACCAGCCACUACCCGGCUUCACCUGACUCCUGGGUCUAAAGACAGGAGUCACAACUUAACCCGGGUCCUGGAGAGAUACAGGCUGGUGUAGGGUUUAGCUCCAGCCCAACACUAACAUACAGCACACCUGAUGUAAGGUGUAAUGAACCGUUGAUUUGAGGAUAUCAGGUUUAUUAGUGCUGGGCUGGAAUAAAAGCCUGCACAGUCCUGUAGCUCUCCAGGAUUGAGAGUGAAGAACACUGGUGUAGAGUAAGUUAGGGGUGCGAGGUUAAUGUUAGUAACCAAUGGCAACAGGGA